Molecule: messenger RNA, 1680 nt
Organism: Fragaria vesca subsp. vesca
Lineage: Eukaryota; Viridiplantae; Streptophyta; Magnoliopsida; Rosales; Rosaceae
Exons: 18
Coding region: 1-1680 (559 amino acids)
Source: RefSeq, a predicted model, not a curated record
AUGGAGUAUGGUGAUGUUAGGGAGAGGUAUAGGGAUUGGUUUUUGUCUGUAAGCUGCUCUUCUUGGGGGUUGUCAGCUAUUGGUGCCAUUGAAGGUAUCAGCAAGUUCAAGUUUGUGACUGGAUCACUUAUCAGCCUCCUUGAACAAGGGAGGAUGGUCAAAAGCAAUGAAACCAAGUUCAUGAUUAACACUGACUCUGAAGGGAUAUCAGAGUCAGAAAGGGAAUUGAAGGAUCUAAAAGAACAACCAAGUGAUGCCUGCCCUGUCGGCCCUUUAAUAAAGAAAUGUUGCACGCUUGACCAGGGUAAUGCUGUUGCUACAUUUCUAGAUGCAAUAUUGAAUAAGGCACUCCGUACUGUUGCCUUGCGUGCUGCUCGUGGCCGCGGGAAGUCAGCUGCACUUUGCUAUUGCUGCAGAGUAAUUGCAGGGUAUUCAAAUAUCUUUGUAAUUGCACUGAACCCCGAGAACUUAAAGACCUUGUUCGAAUUUGUUUGCAAGGGUUUGGAUGCAUUGGAUUAUAAGGUGAAGUAUCUCUCUAUUCCCAUGGGUGGCAAAGAUAGACAAAUGAUUGUCAGACAGGGGCAAGCUUUCAUGCCUAGAAUCAAGACUGGUAGAUCCUUUACAGUAGAGAGCAUGUGCGACUUUACUGAAGCAGAACAUAUGCAGAAGAACCUUGAAUCAUCCUCUGAUUUAAAAGCUGCUGAUGAAACUAAGGCUGACUUGAAGAUCACUCCUGAAUUGAAGGAAGAAACAAUUCCCAGGGAGGCUAAAGAUGAAAACAGUGCAAGACAAGCCAUUACGGUUGGCAUGCUUCACUUUAUCUGGUAUCUAUACGCCAGUGGUAUGUCCCUAAUUGUAUACUUGACUGAAACUUACAGAGAAGAGAACGUGAAAAAUGCAACUGGCACAUCCAUGUUAGCUCAGGAGAAUCAGGCAAUUAAGCGAUUCUUAAUCCCAAACCCUAAACAUUGCUCCACAAGUCAAAACUUGGUCAUACCAGUGCCACACAUUUUUCAACUGCUAAUAAAACUCAAAAAGAGGCCAGGACGACUCACCCUAACAAGACCAAAGGAGCCAGAAUUUGAGACAUCACAGCGUGUGCGCUCAGUUAGAGUGAAGAGUACUGCUGAGCUGGAAGAAGAGAUGAUGGCCAAAAUUCCAAAGUUUAAGGCUCGUCCAGUAAACAAAAAGAUUCUUGAAGCGCCAUCAUUACCUGCAAUGUCAAGAAGUACCCCACAGCCACCUGCAUUUCAGAUUAUAUAUGGCGUUGAUAGUGCAAUGUGCAUUGGUUAUAAAUUGGGUGUUUGUUUUGGAAAUUGGGAAACUGUGAAAUUUUUGAUUCCUCAAGAACUGCAGAAUUUGUUCUCACUGAGGUUAGAGCACAACAAUAUAUCUGGGGAAUUGGUGUCACUGAUCUAUUGCCUCAGUCUUGCAAUGGUGAGCUUGUGCCAUCCAAGAAGCUCAACUUUUUCAUCUGGAACAAAUUCAGCUCUGGAUCUUAGUGGAAAGACAAUCGGGUUUAGAUCCUAUAAAUCUGAAUUCCCACCUUUUCCAACAGUGAUUGGUUUCAAUCAAAUAUGUGAAAUCUUGCCUCACAGGUUUCCGUUUCUUUUGGUGGAUAGAGAGAUUGAGUACAACCCAAGUGUUUCAACUUUGCUAUUAAGAUGUGACGACCAAUGA